This is a messenger RNA of Erinaceus europaeus (western European hedgehog), 917 nucleotides long. It is a transcript of the gene NQO2, whose product is annotated as N-ribosyldihydronicotinamide:quinone dehydrogenase 2. The record is from RefSeq and is a predicted model, not a curated record. Bases 117 to 812 code for a protein of 231 amino acids. The transcript has 6 exons. Lineage: Eukaryota; Metazoa; Chordata; Mammalia; Eulipotyphla; Erinaceidae. Gene Ontology annotation, molecular function: NAD(P)H dehydrogenase (quinone) activity. Gene Ontology annotation, cellular component: cytosol.
GGAAUCACGGAGGACAGCUAUCGCAUCUGAGACCCUGGGUCCACUCCACUGUACCAUUCUGUGCCAGGAUUAACAUCAGACCUCCUUGGUGUUAUUUAGAGAGAUCCAUCUUGAACAUGGCAGGUAAGAAAGUGCUCAUUGUCUAUGCGCACCAAGAACCCAGAUCUUUCAAUGGAUCCUUGAAGAAGGUGGCUGUGGAGGAACUGAGCAAACAGGGCUGCGUUGUCACCGUGUCUGAUUUAUACGCCAUGAAUUUUGAGCCAAGGGCCACAAAGAAUGAUAUCACUGGUAGUCUGUCUAACCCUGAGUUCUUCAAUUACGGAGUGGAAACAUAUGAAGCCUACAAGAAGAGGUCCCUGAACAGUGACAUCAUGGAAGAGCAGAAGAAGGUUCAGGAAGCAGAUCUAGUCAUAUUUCAGUUCCCCCUGUACUGGUUCAGCAUGCCAGCGAUCCUGAAGGGCUGGAUGGACAGGGUGCUGUGCCAAGGCUUUGCUUUUGACUUUCCAGAAAUCUACGACUCUGGUUUUCUCCAGGGUAAAUUGGCCCUUCUCUCAUUAACCACAGGCAGCACAGCUGAGAUGUACUCGAAAGAUGGAAUCAGUGGAGAUGUUCGGUACUUCCUAUGGCCCCUUCAGCAUGGUGCCUUGCACUUCUGUGGAUUUAAAGUCCUUGCCCCACAAAUCAGUUUUGCUCCUGAGAUCGCAUCAGAAGAAGACAGAAAGGGGAUGGAGGCAGCCUGGGCACAAAGGCUGAAAACCAUCUGGAAAGAAGAGCCCAUUGACUGCACACCUCCCUGGUACUUUGGAAAAUAAACCUUGUGCCACAUACAUAGUGCACAGAUUGAAACACUGAGAUGUAAGCUCACAAAGAGAGAAUAAAAACUAAAAUGAAAUAAAAUUACAACUGAGUUAACUGGG